Molecule: messenger RNA, 1856 nt
Organism: Molossus molossus (Pallas's mastiff bat)
Lineage: Eukaryota; Metazoa; Chordata; Mammalia; Chiroptera; Molossidae
Gene: MOAP1
Product: modulator of apoptosis 1
Exons: 2
Coding region: 605-1477 (290 amino acids)
Biological process (GO): regulation of apoptotic process
Source: RefSeq, a predicted model, not a curated record
CUGAGCCUGGGAAGCUCGGGGCUUGGUGCAUCGGUGCAGAUGAGCGGCGGUCUGUGCCCGGCAGCUUGUGCGCUCCUCGGCCUUGUCCCCGGUGCCUCGCUUGCGACUCUGAUCACCCCAUCGCUCAUCGCCGCGGGCAGGACCGCAGCGACGGGGCGGCUCUCCAUCCCCCGCCGGCGCGCCUCUGCACAACCCCUGGUAGCCCUGCGCUGUGCCAGUCCGCGCGGAGGAGAGGCCGCCCUCCCGAUCCUCAGGCCUGGCCCCCUGGGAAGCGUCGGGAGCCGGCCUCGUCCGCUGGCGGUGGAUGCGACAGGGACAACUAGGACCUGGAACUCGGGACGUUGACGCGACUUAGCCGAAAUUCUUAGGAGAAAUACUGUGAAUAGCGGUGGCAUCACUGCCACCAACAAAUUAGAGUUUAAAUAUAUUGUUUCGGGCACCAUGACGCUGAGGCUCCUAGAAGACUGGUGUAGGGGUAUGGAUAUGAACCCUUGGAAAGCGCUGUUGAUUGCUGGCAUUCCCCCAGACCUGUAAUGUGGCAGAAAUAGAGGAGGCUCUGCGGGCUGGUUUAGCUUCCUUGGGCGAGUACAGACUGCUUGGGAGGAUGUUCCGGAGGGAUGAGAACAGGAACGUAGCCUUAAUAGGGCUUACCGAGGAGACUAGUUUUGCUCUGGUCCCUAAGGAGAUACCUGGAAAAGAGGGUGCGUGGAGAGUGAUCUUUAAGCCCCCUGACCCAGAUAAUGAAUUUUUACGCAGAUUAACUGAAUUCUUAGAAGGAGAAGGCAUGACAUUGGUUGAGUUGACCAGAGCUUUUGGGUAUGGAAAUGACCCUUUUGACCUAGACCAGAACAUGAUCCCAGACAUGCGGGCCCCCAUGUUGGCACAGGCAUUAGAUGGGGCUCUUCAGCCUGCCCUGCAAUACCUGAACUACAAAAAGCUGAGAGUAUUCUCAGGCAGUGAUCCUCCAGAACCUGAAGAAGAAGAAUUUGAAUCCUGGUUGUUUCAUACUUCUCAGAUGUUGAAGACAUGGCAGGUGUCAGAUGCCGAGAAAAGAAGGCGAUUGCUAGAGAGCCUUAGAGGCCCAGCAUAUGAUGUUAUUCGGGUCCUCAAGAUAAACAAUCCUUUAAUUACAGUCCCUGAAUCCCUGCAGGCUCUUGAGCAGGUGUUUGGGGUUAUUGAUAAUCCUAGGGAGUUACAGGUCAAAUAUCUGACCAUAUACCAGAAGGCCGAAGAAAAAUUGUCUGCUUAUGUACUAAGGCUGGAGCCUUUAUUACAGAAACUGGUAGAGAGAGGAGAAGUUGUGAAUCAGGCCCGCCUAGACCAAAUCAUUGCUGGAGCAGUCCACAGAACACUGCGCAGGAACCUUGCUCUUCCAGAGGAUGGCUCAGCCCCAGGCUUAUUGGAGUUACUAGCACUGAUAAGAGAUGAAGAAGCAGCUGAGGAGGAGGAUGAAGCCCUUCUCCAGGCAGAGUUAUGAGAGGGGCAUUUCACCUGAAUCUUAGGAAACCAGAAAAGGACAGUGACAGUGAGCAAAACAUGGAGGUAGAACAAUCCAUAUACUCCAGUGAUAGACAACCAAAUCCUACCUUGUGAUGCCAAGUAACUCAUUUUUGCACAGUUCUCAGUACAAAUCCAUUGUCAUUUGUGUACCUAUUUAAUAGCUCCUAAAUGUGUCAUAGACUAGGAAGCCUAGUUCUGCACUGGUAUUUAUAUAUUUAAAUUCACUCUUGUGAAUCUUUCAUCAUACAAAACUGUACAAAAAUUCUAUCACUGCAUAUGUAUACUGCUCUAAGAGGAAGGCAAGGGUCAGGUGCCUCUGCUAACCUGAUCUUGUAGAGAUGCCAGCUUGGCCCUGG